AUGCGCAGCCAGAAAGGGAGAGCUGCCGAGGAAGAGAGAAAAGUGUGUCACUGGGGCACGAGGCUCUCCCAGGGGGUCACGUGGUCCGCGCUCCAGUGCCUCGUGCGGGCUGCGGGGAGGGGGUUGUCGCGCCGAGUGCGCAUGCGCCGUGCUGCAGCAGCCAGCAGUGUCCUGGCAGGCAGGAGGUGUCAGGGCAUUGCAGAACGGGGACGGCGCGCGGUGCGGACGUGUUGUCACUUAGCUCCCGGCUUACAGACAGACAGACAGACAGGGGGCUCUGCACACCCUCCCAUUAGCACACUGCACAGCACUGCAAGGGGCACUGCACCCACUGACCGCCUGAAAAGGAGCAUUUUAUUUAAUAUUUCUCAAUAA
Messenger RNA from Pelobates cultripes (western spadefoot toad), 375 nucleotides. The record is from the annotation of a GenBank genome assembly. Lineage: Eukaryota; Metazoa; Chordata; Amphibia; Anura; Pelobatidae.